Aedes albopictus (Asian tiger mosquito) is the source of this 1653-nucleotide messenger RNA. RefSeq lists its product as uncharacterized. NCBI's taxonomy places the organism in Eukaryota, Metazoa, Arthropoda, Insecta, Diptera, Culicidae. The coding region runs from base 10 to 1329 and encodes 439 amino acids. The transcript has a single exon. The record is from RefSeq and is a predicted model, not a curated record.
UUUUUGGAAAUGGUUGAGAUGUGCUUGAACAGUAGCUAUUUCCGAUUCAGGGACAAAUACUACCAGCAGACUUUCGGAACUGCUAUGGGCAGCCCACUAUCACCGAUCCUGGCGGACUACGUAAUGGAAGACUUAUUGGACACAGUUACACAACAGUUGAGUUUCUCCAUCAGGGUUCUGAAAAAAUACGUAGACGACCUGUUCCUCGUACUACCCAAAACCGAAGUCCAAAGUACCCUUGCUGCGUUCAACAACUACGAUCAACAUCUCCAGUUCACCGUAGAGGACGAGAAGGAUGGAGCGCUACCCUUCCUGGAUACCCUAGUGAUGCACCACAACGAUGGAAGCGUGAGUACGCAGUGGUAUUCCAAGCCCAUCUCUUCGGGACGUCUGUUGAAUUACCAUUCCUUCCAUCCAACGAACAUGAAGCUCAACGUAGCUAAAAACCUCAUAAACCGAGCUACACAGCUAACCACCAAGUCGUCAAUGGAACAAGUCAAACACAAAAUUUUCCAAAUCCUACGACAGAACAACUACCCUUCGGCAUUAAUCAACAGACUAACAAGCCACAUCAGGAACAACCAAGCAGCGCUCACCACGGCAACUCCCUCCAAUCACAACAUACAGCAUAGCCACCCACCACAACAACCCUCACAAGCAGAUCCAGGAACAACAACAAUCCUCCCAAUAUCGCAGCACACUCUACAAGCACCAAACAGUCAGAUACCAAACGAAGUCGUCUACAAAUCCAUGCCAAACAUCCCAAUACUGAGCCGUACCAUAUCAGAGAUCCUAAAAAGAGAAUAUCCAUCUGUAAAAAUAGCCACGUACAACAUAAAAAGCACAAAAACACUUCUCAAGCCUGUAAAAGAUGCAGUUACACCUCUAGAACAGCAUAACGUCAUUUACAGUAUACCAUGUACCAAUUGUGAUAAAGUAUACAUAGGUAUGACGACCAAUCAUCUCAAAAAGAGAAUCAGUGGACACAGAUCCAAUGUAAACAAACACUCCAAUACCACAGAACACGAUACACAACCCAAAACAGCACUAAUACAACACAUGCUCGAUUGUCAACACACAUUCAAUCUAGACGGUACAAAAAUAGUUGACAGAUCGUACCGUUCCUCUGCCUUACCGAUGUUGGAAAUGUGUCACAUACACAACACUUCCAACACGGUAAACUUCCGAACAGACGUAGAUGGGCUAAAUAUCACGUAUGCUGGUAUUCUACACACAGUCAAGACAACCCAAUCACGUAGAAGACAAAUGAGCAACGAUAGACCAUAUACCACAGUAGAUACAGUAGACCUAACAGAUGUCGAACAAUAGCUCUAAAUCUAACCCUCCAUGUUUAAAAUAGCCGUUGAGUACCGUCAAGUAGUGUAGUGUUCACCUGUGCAGUCCAAAAAUUUGUAAAAACUAUACGUAUGAUAAUUGUAAGUCUAACCAAUUAAUGUCCCAAAUCCUUCAUGUAAUAUGUUUUGUCCACUCAGGCAGAAAACAAGAAGCCCACACCCCCUAUGGCGGCAUUAAACCAUAAGACAAAAAACGGUUGACUGAGUAGGUACUAGUAAUCGAUGUUCAAUGUUAAAGUAUACUAAAUGUGCAAUGUUUUUAGUUUUUCCCUUGAUAAAGGCCAAAUAAAGCCGGCCG